Messenger RNA from Trypanosoma brucei brucei TREU927, 258 nucleotides. RefSeq lists its product as hypothetical. Bases 1 to 258 code for a protein of 85 amino acids. Lineage: Eukaryota; Euglenozoa; Kinetoplastea; Trypanosomatida; Trypanosomatidae. The record is from RefSeq and is a predicted model, not a curated record. The transcript has a single exon.
AUGGGUAAAGGUAUGGGAAUUUGUACCGCGUUGCUGGUUGGAGUGUUUUCCCCCCUGACUUUACCUUAUUUUCUGCGGCGCUGUGGUGGCGGCGCUGCUUGUAAUGCGGGGUGGCGUGGGAGUCCUUUCCCCGUCUGGCGUAUGCUGGCGGUGCGCGUCGAUUGGUUGCCACUGCUGUGGCUCGACCACCCCUUCCCAAGUCUUUCUGCUUCGGGUUGUCGCUACUCAGGGGCUACCUCGCCGUGGAGAAUUUCCUGA